Molecule: messenger RNA, 9814 nt
Organism: Rhopilema esculentum
Lineage: Eukaryota; Metazoa; Cnidaria; Scyphozoa; Rhizostomeae; Rhizostomatidae
Product: kelch-like protein 20
Molecular function (GO): protein binding
Source: RefSeq, a predicted model, not a curated record
AGUUGACCAAUCAGUGCGGCGAGCCUAAAGAAAAAUUACCAAUGGAGUCCAAGAGAGAAAACGAACUCCUUUUGUCUACACAAUGGCGGCUUUUUCGUUUCUAUGUAGAUUGACUCCAAAACUGCUAGAUGGAAGGACGACCGGGCUCUGCCAAUUAUCCGAAACAUGUCGUCAUUAUAGAGUUUUGCACACUCUGGGUUGUCUAAAAGAUGUUGACCAAUGGCAGAAUCACUUGUUUUAACAGUGUUUCUAGACCUACAAGAUCGAGGAGGCUGUUCUCUUGGAGGGGCAGUUUUGUUUCGUAUGUUGGAAGGAACAUGCUGUUUUAUCCUAUCCCCCAAUCUUUGGGUUGUGCGUCCUACGUAGCCAGAAUCACACUGGCACGUAAAUUCAUAAAUGACGGAACUUUUUUGUUUGGUAGGAACGCAAUCCUUUUGAAUGGAUGGAAGGGCUCUCCUAGUGCUGUAAACAAUCCGAGGAUUGACAGCAAAGAAACAAUUGGCUAUGGCUUGCCUAAUCUGACUCUUGAAUCGCAAGGAAGUGUUACCAAUCCAUGGUAGUUUCAAAUAAACUGGGCACUUUUGCGGACCAAACUUUUGAACAGCCGAAAAACUUGCGAUCUUCUCCUUAAUACAAGAUAAAAUGACGUCUUCAGGAUAGCCGUUGUCCAAGAAGAUCGUUUUGAGUUUUUCCAGUUCAGCGUGCAGUUUAGAUUUCGAGCAGAUCAUAAGUGCCCUAUGUACUAAUGUUUUGACAAGGUUGACUUUGCGUUGUUUUGGGCAAAAUGAAUUCCAGCGUAUGUACUGACCGGUAAAAGUAGACUUGCGAUAUACACUGGUAAGAAAUCCAGUGUUAGACUUUUCGACCAAAACAUUUUAUUUUUCUUUAGGCUCGCCGCACUGAUUGGUCAACUAUACCGGUCUUGUGCUUGCGUUUUUCUGAUUGGCCUAUUUCGAUCCACAACUGGGUAUAUAUUUUUCCAUCGUGUUUUUUCGGAACCUAUUCUGACGUUUUAUGCUCUGAGGAGUGUCAGACGAAAAAGCUUUUAGUAUGUCGUAAAAUGUUUGCUUUUUUCAAAGCCAUUUUCAAAUUCUGUACCGCAAAAAAAAUAUACUUGUUCGUGAAACAACCACGACAUUUCUCUCCACGAUCAGCUUCUUAUAUCCAUUGGUGACGUUAGCUCUUAACAUGCUCAGUGAGAGUCCAAAGGCUUUAAACAUUAAUUAAUUGACAUUAUUCUUUGCCAAUCCCUUGUUAUGUAACCAAAAAUGCUGUAAACUGUUUACCAGCAUAAUGUUAUGUUAUAUUUUGUAGUAGAAAGUCUCUUUUUCUAGAGAUUUGAAGUUUUAUAUGAUUUAAUAUAGGAACAAAACAGUUGCAAUAGCAAGUUGUAAGUGUCUUCUUACGGUAAUUGAAAAUCUUUUGAUGUGGAAAGCAAUGGGCUUUUUGUAAUAUUUUUCGUCAUAUCAGCGCCCGGAUAUUCAUUUCGUGAGCUAAAAUCUUCCUGGCGAUGAAAGGACGUUGAUUACUGAACAUGUCGUUGUUUCUAACGAAUGGCUCUGUUUUGCAAAAUAAGAAUGUAGUUAACGGGAUAUACUCUAAUCAAAUCUUAUAACCAGACGCUUUAAGUUGCUUAAAUUGGUUUCAGAUUGUUAAUUUAAUUGAUUAAACUAUAUAUCCGCAAUCAGAGAAGAUGUUGGUUUUCAACAUGACGAAUCGGUUUACAUUUGAGCCGUAAAAUAGCAUUUAGAGACAGAUUUUAAACAGUUCAUUGGCGUCUCGGGGACUUGCUUCAAAUUCAAUCGUUUUUAGCUGUAUUUAUCUUACAUGUGAGCUGGGACUUUGGAACCAGGGAGCGUGUACCGAGGACACGUACCCUCAACUUUUUUGAUAAAUGCUCUUUUCUAAGAAGUAACCUCUUUGAAAAAGUUCUUCUUUUCUGCGACAGUGUCACCCUUACUACAUAUGUUGUUCCACAUUUGAAAUGAAUCCAACACUCAUACAUAAAAGGUUGUUCAAUUUGAAUGCAACGUACCAAGUUCUAAACAAACUCUCUGUAUGGUUCCUUUUAUUGUUGGUGUAGUGCUAGCUGCUUGGUAAAGCUAAGCCUUUUUUAUAAUGCUGGAAAGUCACAAACUUUCUGUUGUUUUUUAUGUAUGUUUUUAAGAGUUUGCCCCUCAUCAAACUCCGCAGCCCAUGUUUCUUUAUAAUCAUAAAGCAAUACUGUCAAACUCUGUCCUUCCUGAAAGGCACUGCAAGCAAGGUGGGGUUUUGGGCGUGGCACAUUUGUUCUAUAAGCGGUCCUCAAUUUCUUUACUCUGCUCAAAGCCUUUCCCGUCAUCAAAAUGGCGCUGUUACCUUGGAAUAUUGCGAAGAAGGUGAAUGAGUCUAGGUGAUUCUUCGAGGAAGUAAAGAGUUGUUAAAGGAGCUUAGUCUCUCUGGUCUAAAAUCAAAAUGUUAUUGCCAAGUAUUGGGCAUUAAAAGCUGAAUCAUUUUCAUUUUUAUCAAUAUAAUCUCAGCAUUAUUAAACUUAAAUACUGAAGUUAGCUAGCAGCCAAAGGACAAAGCCUUAUAAAUUGAAGCGUAUCACAAUAAACAAACUGUCUGAAGAAGGCAUACGAAAAUAACUAAUUUUCAAGCCAAGUGCCCUUUUUGGGGUCAUACGUAACUAAAAGAUAGCACCAAAUUAACUUUCCCUGUUGGGAACUAAUUCAUUUUAGUUUGUUUUUCGAGCUAUUUAAAUGAAUGAUUUUUUAUCUCUUUACGUAGACUGAUUUUAGCUGAUAUGCCGUAUUUUCAAAAUAUAUCUUGUUUUUCUGUUAUCGUCAAACAUGUAAUUUGAAUCCUUGUCGGGAAUUGUAAUGCAUAAUUAUUUCUAUUUAAGACAUUUAAAUCAUUAUUAGUUUUCCUUUUUCCUUUGUUUUGUAAUUGCCUUAACUUAGCACUAAUCUUUUUAACGGCCGCCAUAUUUAAAAAAGGCGACAAAAUUGGCGAUUAGACGGCUGGCGGAAGUCCCCUGUCUUAAGUUUGAAAACGCGCAUUAUCAUAUAUACCACAACGUUUCUGUAAUUAUUGAAAUGUUUCCAUUACACCAAUGCUUAAUUUUAUUUCCUUUAUCAUUUACUGUUUAGUCCAAUUUCCCGAGAGAGCAGUGCAACAAAAAUACCUUUUCAUAGCCCGAAGCGAUCAUGAAGGCCUUUUGUAAUUUUAAGUGCCAGAAGUUCCAGGUGUUUUAUUUGGGUACGUCUCAGUUGCCCACCGCUGUCUGUUUUGUCGCUAUAGGUAGAGAUCUUAUGUCGGUUUUUUGAAGUUGGGGGUAAUUUUUAUGGUUAUUGGCAGUGGGACGAAACACACACAGAACAAGAACCGUAGAAAUUGGACGGGGUGUUUGAGGGGGCUUAUCCAAAAUGAACUUCGAACCAAACAACUGUUCUCCUUGCUAUUGGUUUUCUGGUUUGUCUAGCCCUUUCUCCGAUGCUUUUAGUCCCCCUCCGAUACUUUUAGCCCCUUCAAUCUGGUCCAACCCCCAGUGAUCCUUGCAGCUGUGGUAGCAAGGGAUCUUUUGAUAUCGUCUUCACAUUCUGAAUUGCAUACCAUAUGCAUAUUGCCUCUAUUGCUCGCUGCAUUGCUUUAAUACCCCACGUAUGAUAAAACUAAAACAAUAUGCUAUUAAAAAUACUCCUGUUGGCCUCUUUUUCCCAUUACUGUUAUGACAAUGCUGAUUUUAAUGUCCUUAUUUAUUUUCUAUAGCUAGCAUGGUUGUACGAGUUCUAUGAUAUCUUCCUAUAGAUUGUAAACUUUGCAAAAAUAGACACCAUGUAGUCUGUAGCGAGUACGUUUCGAGACCAGAGGUCAAGUUAUAUGUGAAAACAAAUUUAACCGUUAUCCUAUUUGCAUGCUGGUGCAUUCAAACAAAACCAGAGAUCUCCUUAAGUCACUUUCAUCUGUUUGAUGCGAUCCUGCCACAUUAUGCAAAACCACACUGCCUCUUGCUGAUUCGCUCUGCUUGAGACAUUUUAGUUGUAUUAACUUGGCCUUGGCUUUACCGUUGCGAGGUAACACGCGUUCACGGUUGCGAGGUAACUCGUGUUUACGGUCGCGAUCUACAUCGUCGUUCUGUGGUAAGAGAAAAUUGUAUUCAGACAGUUUUUUCUUGAUUUUUAGAGUGGAUGUCUUUGCCAUCACCAACCAACCGAAUAAAUAUUUAGUUGGAGGAUAUAUUCAUUCCUCGUUAUCACUUUAGACUAGAAAUACACCUUUUUAAUACGGUUUUAUCCAAUCCUCUUUUUGUUUCAUUUUAAGAAUUUAUCAGUUGAAUGCUGAUUUCCUAACUGCCCUGUAAAAUAUCAGCAAAGAAAAUUUUUCCAACCAUUAAAAUUUACAUGCAAGACUAAAGACAAAAAGGGACAUAAAAGUAAGCAAAUAGAUGGCCAAAGAGGGUUUUUGGUCACAGAAAAAACUUCUACCCUAGCAUCAAUCUUUAUUUACUAUAGUUGUCAAACGAGUCACCCACCACUCGACGCAGUCUCUAAAAUGCCACAUGUAUUGCAACACCACUCACAUUUUUAGUGUCUACUAGAAUUUCGCUCAAACACGGUCAAUGAUAAAGACUGUCUUUCAUAACUUAAGAAAGUUUUUAUGUCGAUGACACAUUCACACCAAUACUGAGAGAUUUUGUCACUUCGCCCAAAAUUUUGCCAAAGGAUAUUUGAAUGAAUGACAAAUUAUACAUCAUGGAAUUGAAAUGUCAAAAGAUAUCAUAGUUGCUCUAUCCGCGUAUUUAAUUUCUUGACAAAGGUCAGUCUACCACAGCUCUUUAUAACCGUUAACUCUCUCUGUUUCUGGCCGAUAUUACUUUUCCUUUGUCUAAAGUGUUUCCUAAUUUGCCAAGAACACUGACAUGACAGGGGGUGCAUCUCUAUCGUUGAUUGCUGCUUUAGGGGGCUAAUUUCUGCAAGUCACCACACCAGCCAAAUUACGCUCUUUACAGUUCAAAUUUAUACUAAGUUACCACACCAGCCCAAUUACUCUCUUUACAGUUCAAAUUUAUACUAAGAUAUUAUCAGAGCUUUUUUCAAAAUCUUUGUUGUUAUGAUUGUGAAAUUUUCCUCUUGGCCCACCCACUUUCUUACCUGCGUCGGAGCCCAUGGCAUUUCUGUCACAUCCUGCUGGCAUUUCAUCUCUAGGCUUAUAUCAUACUUGCUAAAAGCCUUUCACAAUGGUAUCAGAUCAUUAAGUUGCCAAGGGCCUAAAAUCUGGAAUUCACUCCCAGAAUCAAUAAAAACAGUACAAAAUACUAGGCAAUUCAAGAAUUUGAUAAAAACUUGGUUCCGCCAGGCUAAAUUGUGGUUUUUUGGGGAAAUGUCCUCUCUAUGCAAUGUUGAUAUGCUGAUUUCUACAUUUUCCGAUUGCUUUAGGGGAAAAGGUUUUUUGUAUCAUCGUUUAGAGGGGAGGGAGUGGACGAAACAGUACCCAACCGUUGGACUGUAUCACGUUCUUUAAAAGUACAAGGACGAUCGUAUCUUCCUUUGAAAAUAUUAGUGAGUUACCACGAAUCACCAACGAGUAACAGUUACAUUCUACGACUGCAGUGCUCCGUAUGGAUGUAAACUUGUGACAAACGAGUUACAAAUGUGGCAGAAAAGCUCGUGCUUUCUCUAUGGUGUGUGAAAAAACAGUCUCGUUAAAGCUGAUUUAUAACCCAAUGAAAAACAUAGACAAACCAACCUAACCCAGUCAUAAAUCCGAUAAACCAUUGCAUAUGUUCAAGUGUACAUAUUUGUCAUAUUCAAGUCAUAUGUUUUAUGGCUAUCCGAGAUUAUUUCUAAGCUAAAUGACAUGGGGUUUGAUCAAUUUCUUUGGGUCGUAGAUACAUUUAAGCGUAAGAUUGAGAUGCAUUUCACCUUCAAGCUAGUUUGAGCGAUUUUUUACGUUGAUAUUCUCUUAAUCGAGACGGCUUUUACGAUGAAGAAAUUUUGUUGCUUGUCUAUUAGGAGAGGUGUCUGUCGUUGCAUGGCCCAAUCCAAUAUUACGUCAGCGUUGAAACCAAUAGACGACAACCGGCAAUCGUCAGUUAGCUUCUGCGAUGCCGCGCAUAACAAGGAACUGCUCGCUGUUUUCUGCUCGCUCAGGGAGCAAGAUGAAUUGUGUGACGUCACACUUUGCAUUGGUGCAUCCCGAGUUUUGGCGCACCGCGUCGUUUUAGCAGGAAGCAGUCCAUAUUUCAGAGCAAUGUUUACAAAUGGCUUGAUGGAAAGUAAACAAGGCGAAAUAGUCUUCCAGGACAUGGACGAAAUUGUAUUCAAAAAUAUUAUAGACUAUUUUUACACUGGCAGAAUUGAAAUAAAUGAUAUAAAUGUUCAAGAUUUGAUAUCAAUAUCAGGAUUAUUGCAGUUACGGCGAAUCCAGGAGGCUUGUUGUGAAUUCAUGAAGAGACAAAUUAAUACAAAUAAUUGUUUAGGCAUAGCCGCUUUCGCGGAUGCUCAUUCGUGCAUCGAGCUAGCUUCAUCGGCAGAUUCAUUUGCUAGAAGUCAUUUCUCUGACGUCGUGCAAACCGAAGAGUUCAUGAUGAUUUCGCAAUCACAACUUCUACGAUUAAUCGCAGACGACGGUUUAAAUGUUCACUCUGAGGAACGCGUGUUUGAAGCAGUUCUUGCUUGGGUUAAAUAUGAUACAACUAAUAGAGAAGAAUUCGUUUCAGAAUUGUUCGAGCAUGUUAGAUUUCCACUACUGAGCGCAGAAUUCCUUUUGGAAAGGGUCGCUCCAGAAGACAUAAUGAGAGAAAAUGAAUCUUGCUACAAACUGCUAAUCGAAGCUGCCAAACUGCUGUUUUUACCGCCUCGUGGAAGAACUCUAACGCAGAGCCCGAGGGAAACACCGCGUAAACCCGCAGCUGUCCAGCAAAUCUUGUAUGCAAUAGGAGGAAUGAGUCGAAGAGAAAAAUUGAAAAGCGGUGAGAGAUACGACCCGAAAGAAGGAAAGUGGAAACCCAUAGCUGACAUGAAUGUUAGACGAUGGGGUGCGGACGUUGCUGCCCUGGGACCUUAUUUGUACAUCUGCGGGGGAAGUGACGACCAAUCGAGGCUAAAUACAGUUGAAAAAUACGAUCCUUUCAAUAACGUUUGGAUCCCUGUGCCUGCAAUGACAACCAAUAGGAAUGGAGUGGGAGUCGCUGCAGGACAUGGGCGUAUCUACGCAGUUGGUGGUUUUGACGGGUCGCGACCUUUGCAAACUGCGGAAUAUUUCGAUCCCAAGGUAUGCAAAUGGACUGAAAUGCCUAAGAUGAAUUAUUGUCGAUUUGGUGUCGGCUGUUGUGUCUGGAAUGACAAUAUCUACGCCGUCGGAGGAUCAGAUGGGUCACCACUAAAGACAGCAGAAAGAUUUGAUCACAUGACGAACCAGUGGAUUGACAUCGCCCCAAUGAACUAUCCAAGAAAACACGUCGUGUGCGUUUCCCUUGGCAACUAUAUUUAUGCAAUUGGCGGCAAUGAUCAGAACUUCAAAACGACGUCCGUUGAGCGGUAUGACCCCAGCCUUGAUCAGUGGGUAGAAAUGGCACCGCUGCUGACGGCUAGAGCCGGCUGUGGGGCUGGGGUUCUAGAUGGUUAUCUUUACGUUGUUGGAGGAUAUGACGGCACAAAAUGUCUCAACACAGUAGAAAGAUAUGAUCCACUGUCAAACAGAUGGUACCCAGUUGCUCAGAUGACGCAUGCUCGAGAAUAUGUCGCGGUUUGUGUCGCCUCUUCAAAAAGGACUAUUAAUAAAAGAAUCCUAGACAGUUCGCGAUCCCCAUCACCCCCUGUUCUUGGUGCUUCUAAUACCUCGUUAGGGUACAGCAGCUAAUACUGGAUUGGAUAUUGUUCGCGGAGGCCGAGGUUUGCCGUUGUUAGAUAUUUAGUUUAUGAUAAAUUAAAAAAGAUUCGCUUUAAGCAACUCCUACAUUUGCACCGACGCCAAUAGUAGUUAUAGUAUUUUCUUAUACUUCGGUUAUAGUAUUGCCUUGCUAAUUCCAUCGAUUUUUCUAUCAAAAAUCUUGGAACUAUUUUCGCCAAAACGCACUCAUAUUCAACCUGCAGAACACCACAAACAGGCGUGUGUGCUUGAACUCGUUCGAAAUUUGCCAUUUUACUGCCUUCAGACACUCUAGACAUAUUGUCAGUUUCUAAUGGUAGUUUUUCGACCCUCUUCUUUGAUGCUACACCAUUAAUAUUAUGCUUCAGCAAAAAGUGAGGGACAACAGCCUGGUACAUCUACGAUGUCAGUUGUCCAAUAUCGAGAAAUAUCUUGCAGCUUUACGAUGUCUUGAAUAUUUGCUAGUAAAAUGCGAAAAGACUAGCAAUGUUAUUCAAAUGACGUCUCCUAUUUUCAUAUACAUUGCAACAAAAAGCCUCUUAAUUUAAAGGAACCUCUCAAGUCUGCAGCCGAGUACUCGUUGUUGACAAGUUUUGUUAGCAGGUUAUUUAUUCCUAUUUCUCUAGUCUUGUAUAGACAGAUAUUGCUUUUUCCAAUGGGACAUUCAUUCUAGAGGACAAACGAUGUUUUCGUGAAUUGAUAUUGUCAUGAAUUCACGGGUUUUAACCUUACAUCUAUAGACCACUAAUUCAGGAUCACAUUUUCUCGCAAGUGCUGAAAAAUGUGCCCUAUAGCGUGACUGUCCCCGUCAGUUAAAGAAUGGCUAUCCAUUAUUUUCUACAUUUUUACACGUUUCUGUGUAGUUAUUGUUUGUACUUUAAUAAGAAGUUGUUUACGUUUUUUAAGGCACCAUGUCGUAUAUUUUUCUGCUCCUCUGAAAGGUCAACCAUUUCACCCUCAAAAUCUUUAAAGAGGAGGGUAAAACAAAAGUCCUUACCCUUCUUCUUUUUCUCCCUCCUCCGUUAUUUUAAUUACACUCGCACUCAUACGAUUCAAGCAUCAAGAGUACAAUCCUGUGUGAAAACACAUGUAUGCCUGCAAAAGAGCGUCCUGUCGCCUCAAGCCUAAGUUGUGAAGGGUGUCAGAAAGUUGGACUGUGAACCUAGAUAGGGCAAUCUGCUCCAGACCCUUUAAAUGUUUCAUGUUUCUCGAAAAUUUCUGUGGAUUCAUUUGUAGUUAAAUAAAUGCGGGCAACAGGAUUGUUCUCCAGGUGCUGUUUUUAAGGAUUCGAGCCCUUGGGAAUUAGAAGAUUGCAAACUGCGAUUCCCAGCAAGCUUUUAACGUUUUGUCUUUUCGAUUGUCUAUUUUUGCUAUACGAAUUCCCCUUUUGUCCUUUCGGCGUUGAUCAGUUCCUUUGACCUUCAAUGUGCAUUGUGCUUCAAGCUUUAGGCCCUCGAAAUUGGCAAAAGAGAAACGGUAAAUAUGACUUACAACUGAGAUAAGUCCUUCCCAGUGCUAGAUGAAUACUUCACUCGUAUGCAAAAGCUUUGAUAGCUACCUAUUAAGCCAUCUUAAAUCCAUUCUAGAGAUACCUUGAAAUAUAUUUCACUUCAGAAAUAAAUUUAUCGAAGGCAAGCCUGCUUUGACAGAUUCAUAAUUGCACAUUUUCAGCUUCACGGUAAUUUAUAACAACAAAACUUUGCUCAUGAGUGAGGUUGAUUAGUAUAUUUUUGUAACUUAUUGUGUUUUGAGAGGCUUUUAAAGUAGCUUGAUGCGUCAUUUGUGAAUAUCGUUUUUUAAGUAAAUAAUUUAUAUUUCUGUCGCUAUUUGUAUUAUUUUGUAGAAUCAAUCCAUUAAAUACACCACAGAGUACUCUCAUUUACUCUCAUUCGAUGAUUUAAAAAUGUGAUUUAUAAUUUCACCCUUCAAUUCUAAAGUAUUAUAAUAAUAAUGUUAUUUUCGU